AUUAUGAAAAAGCAACCUUCCGUUGGAGCUGCAGCUAAAGCGGAUCUCUCCAACGUCUACCGGGCUUUCCUUCCAAGGCUAACUGAGAAUACCGCUGAUAGAUGGAUAAAAGCCACGACAGACCUCUUCCUGAGUCUCAACGGUGAAGAGAAUGUCCCAGAAAUCCUGGAUAGAAAGCACUUUCACCAAGAGGGAAUGUGUGUACAUACUUCCAGUGUCAAAGGACCCCCACAGAUGCCUUCCAGGAUGCCAGAUUUGCCAACAGCUGGUCAGGUGCUGCUGUGGGCGGCUAGUGCGGCAGCAUGCUGGCUUCACAGCCAGCUUGGCCACGAAGUACUCGGACGUGAAGUUGGGUGAAAACUCCAAUGUGUCCAUGCCCGAGCUGGAGGAAUGGUCAGUGGAAAAACACACAGAGGCGAGACCCACUGAUGCCUAUGGUGUCAUCAACUUCCAGGGAGGGUCUCACUCAUACAGAGCCAAGUAUGUACGUUUGUCCCAUGACUCGCGGCCAGAGAGCAUUCUGCGGCUGAUGCUAAAGGAGUGGCACAUGGAGCUUCCUAAGAUCCUCAUUUCUGUCCAUGGAGGAGUUCAGAACUUUGAGCUGCACCCCCGCAUCAAGCAGGUGGUCGGCAAGGGCCUCAUCAAAGCUGCAGUCACCACCGGGGCCUGGAUUCUCACCGGAGGAGUUAACACAGGUGUGGCAAAGCAUGUGGGAGACGCUCUCAAAGAACACUGUUCAAGAUCAUCGAAGAAAAUUUGCACUAUCGGGAUCGCACCCUGGGGAGUGAUUGAAAAUAGGAACGAUCUCAUUGGCAGAGAUAUUAUCGCUCCAUAUCAGACACUACUGAAUCCUCUCAGCAAACUGAACGUUCUCAACAGUCUCCAUUCCCAUUUCCUCCUGGUGGAUGAUGGAACGGUGGGCAAGUAUGGCGCUGAGGUCAAACUACGGCGGGACCUUGAGAAGCACAUCAACCUCCAGAAAAUACAUGCCAGAAUCGGUCAGGGUGUUCCUGUUGUAGCCUUGAUCUUUGAGGGUGGCCCCAAUGUGAUACUGACUGUGCUGGAAUAUCUUCAGGAGACCCCUCCUGUCCCAGUGGUCGUGUGUGAGGGGACUGGCCGUGCUGCUGAUAUAUUGGCCUACGUCCACAAGCAGACUGAGGAGGGAGGUGGUCUUCCUGAUGGAGUGGAAACAGAUAUCAUUGCAACCAUCAAGAAAACCUUCAACUUCAGCCAGGGUGAAGCAAUCCAUCUCUUUCAGACACUGAUGGAGUGCAUGAAGAGCAAAGAACUGAUCACUGUGUUUCACAUCAGUUCUGAGGAAAGCCAGGACAUUGAUGUAGCAAUCCUAAGGGCCUUACUCCAAGGCACAAAUGCAUCUGCUUUUGAUCAGCUGGUCCUGACUUUGGCCUGGGACCGUGUAGACAUUGCCAAGAAUCACGUGUUUGUGUACGGACAGCAGCUCCUGGUGAGCUCUUUGGAACAAGCAAUGUUGGAUGCACUUGUAAUGGACAGAGUGGACUUUGUUAAGCUGCUCAUAGAGAAUGGAGUGAGCAUGCACCGUUUCCUGACAAUCAGUCGGCUGGAGGAGCUUUACAACACGAAACAGCCUCCCAACAACCCAACUCUCCUUCACCUUGUUAGAGAUGUCAAACAGAGCCAUCUGCCUCCAAACUAUAAAAUCACAUUGAUUGAUGUCGGUCUGGUUAUUGAGUACCUGAUGGGUGGGACGUAUAGGUGCAACUACACCAGGAAACGCUUUCGAAUCAUUUACAACAAUCUUCAUGGAAACAGUAGGAGGUCUGGGCGUCACACACCAGGUCCUGGUUUGAGAAAAAGUCAUGAGUCUUUUAGCAUGCAGGCUGACAAGAAGGAGAAGACGAGGCACAACCAUUUUAUUAAGACUGCACAACCAUACAAACCCAAGCUUGAGUCUUCCACUGAGCAGAACAAAAAGAGAAGCAAAGAAGAAAUUGUGGAUAUUGAUGACCCAGAGACGCGACGUUUUCCCUACCCUUUUAAUGAGCUCCUGGUGUGGGCUGUGCUGAUGAAAAGGCAGAAAAUGUCACUCUUCUUCUGGCAACAUGGAGAGGAGAACAUGGCAAAGGCACUGGUGGCCUGCAAACUCUGCCGGUCUAUGAGCUAUGAGGCCAAGAAGAGUGACGUGGUGGAUGAUACCUCAGAGAAGCUCAAGGAGUACUCAAAUGAGUUUGGAACAUUGGCAGUGGACCUGCUGGAGCAGUCAUUCAGGCAGGAUGAGACUAUGGCCAUGAAGCUUCUGACCUAUGAGCUAAAGAACUGGAGCAACUCCACCUGUUUGAAGCUGGCUGUCUCCUCCCACUUGCGGCCCUUUGUGGCUCAUACCUGCACCCAGAUGCUGCUGUCAGACAUGUGGAUGGGACGGCUGAACAUGCGCAAGAACUCCUGGUACAAGGUGAUUCUGAGUAUCUUGGUGCCUCCUGCCAUCCUCCUGUUGGAGUACAAGUCCAAGGCUGAGAUGGCUCACAUUCCUCAGAGUCAGGACGACCAUCAGAUGACCAUGGAGGACAGUGAACACAACUUCCAGAACAUAGCCGAAGACAUCCAAAUGGAUGUGUUCAAGGAGACAAGAUCCCAUGACCACGUGGAGGCAAAAAGUGACAUGGAGACACAUGUUCGCUCCAGGAAGUUGCCUUUAACCAGGAAAAUCUAUGCCUUCUACCAUGCUCCCAUUGUCAAAUUCUGGUCCAACACGCUCUUCUAUCUGGGCUACUUGAUGUUGUACACAUAUGUGGUGCUGGUGAAAAUGCCUCGAUGGCCUUCUCCUCAAGAGUGGGUGGUCAUCCUCUACAUCUUCACGUCUGCCAUUGAGAAAGUUCGAGAGAUGUUUAUGUCUGAAGCUGGCAAAAUAAGCCAGAAAAUAAAGGUGUGGUUCAGUGACUAUUUCAAUGUAUCUGACUUCCUGGCCAUUAUGACCUUCUUUAUUGGUUUUGGCCUGAGGUUGGGUGGAGGCGAUGCUUUCGACCCUGGAAGGACACUUUAUUGUCUCAACAUCAUCUUCUGGUAUGUGCGACUCCUGGAUAUUCUGGCUGUUAAUCAACAAGCUGGACCCUACGUCAUGAUGAUUGCUAAAAUGGUGGCCAACAUGUUCUAUAUUGUGGUAAUAAUGGCUAUAGUGCUGCUGAGCUAUGGCGUACCUAGGAAAGCGAUUCUGUACCCAGAAGAGGAGCCCAGCUGGACGCUUGCCAAAGAUGUGGUCUUUCAGCCGUACUGGAUGAUGUAUGGGGAAGUGUACGCCUAUGAAAUUGAUGUAUGUGCCAAUAACAGUGAAGUAAAGUCCCUUUGCAGAGCAGGUGUGUGGCUGACUCCUCUCCUACAAGCAGUCUACCUCUUUGUACAGUACAUAUUGAUGGUCAACCUUCUAAUCGCCUUUUUCAACAAUGUUUAUAUGCAAGUGAAGUCCAUUUCUAAUCUGGUGUGGAAGUACCAGCGUUACCACUUCAUUAUGGCCUACCAUGAGAAGCCUUUCCUCCCACCUCCCUUCAUCCUCCUGUGCCAUAUAUACUCCCUCUUCUGUAUGUGUAGAAAAAGGAAGAAGGAGAAUAUCUACGGACCAAAGCUGUUUCUCACUGAGGAAGACCAAAAGAAGCUGCAUGAUUUUGAGGAGCAAUGUGUGGAGACAUACUUCCAUGAGAAGGAUGAUCAGUUUCACUCGGGGAGUGAGGAACGCAUACGUCUUACCUCAGAAAGGGUUGAAACCAUGUGUUUGCAGCUGAAGGAGGUCGGGAAUAAGGUGAACUUUAUAAAGCGUUCCUUGCACACGUUGGAUUCUCAGAUUGGCCACCUGCAGGACCUCUCAGCCCUUACCGUUGACACUCUGAAGACCCUGACAGCUCAGAGGGCAUCAGAAGCCAGCAAGGUCCACAAUCAGAUCACCCGGGAGCUCAGUCUGUCUAAGAAUGUUGUCCCCAGCAUUGUCCCAGUGGUGACAGACACUGGCCCCCUCUCUAAGUCGUCUGUGAUGGGUAAACAGGGUGUGGGUGCCUACUUUGUCUCCUCUUUUCCCCAGGCAGGAGCUACCAUUGCAGGUGCUCUUUUUGGGAUUGGUGUAGAAGGAGGGGCUGGGACAGAAAGCAGACGAAAAAUCGGGCCCAGUCCUUCAUCAGAACUCGGGCUGGACCCCACCCUGAAUCCAGAGAGGAGGAGCUUGUUUGGGCCUGGGCACCUUGCUACAGAGGCUGGCUCCUCAGGCAGUGCAGGCUUCAGGCCCUUUGAUCAAAGUGCUGUGCCCUUUUCCCCUUCUGAGCUGCGACUCCGAGGCCACUCUCUCACCCAGAGUAAGCAGACCCGUCCACAAGAGCCGGGCCCUUCCGACUCCCCAUCCAGCCUGCCCAGUGUGCCCUCCCCUGGGGUUCAAUUCCACAUCAGCAGCACACCCUCCCAGCCCAGUGGCUCUAGCCACCCUGAUUUAACCCUGUCUAGGCUUUACCAGCAGCCCCUCCAGUCAGACAGCACCUCUGUAGAAUUUGGGGCAUUUGUGGGGCAUAGAGACAGUGAAGAACUCCAGCACUCCUUGUCCAAAGAGACCUCCAGCAGACAGCAAAGCCCGACAGCACAGAUCAGAUCCCAGGUUCAGCCUGAAGGUCAUGCUCACAUCAGAGCAGUCAACUCUUACGCUGGCUUCACUGAGUUUGACAGGAACCCGGCUCUUCUUCAUCCAGAGUCAACUCUGACAAAGAAGGACAGGAGCAGAGUGUCUGCUGAAGACAUCCUCACACAUGAAGACCCCAGGGCUACAGUACUGGAAAGAAUUCAGGUCAAAUCAGCCCAAGCCAGCAGCCUGCGAGCCCCUGGGGAAGACAAACUAACAGCUACAGUUUCUCUCUAUACGCCACGUCACACCCACCUUGGAACCAGAAAGGACUCUAUUGGCUCUCCAUUCAAGCCUAUUGAAAGCUACCAGUACUCAGCUGUGGAGCGCAACAACUUGAUGAGGCUGUCUCAAAGCAUCCCCUUCACUCCUGUACCACCUAGAGGGGAGCCGGUGACUGUUUACCGUCUGGAGGAGAGCUCCCCGAACACUAUCAACAACAGCAUGUCUUCCUGGGCCCAGCGGGGCCUCUGUGCAAAAAUAGAGUUUCUCAGCAAGGAGGAGAUGGGUGGAGGACUCAGACGGGCCCUCAAGGUGCUCUGUACCUGGUCAGAGUACGACAUCCUGAAACCAGGACACCUGUAUAUAGUCAAGUCCUUCCUUCCCGAGGUGGUCCAAACAUGGCAGAGCAUCUACAAGGAGGAGACUGUGCUCCACCUUUGUCUCAGGGAAAUUCAACAACAACGAGCUGCUCAGAAACUGACAUUUGCUUUCAACCAAAUCAGGCCGAAGACAAUCCCUUAUUCACCAAGGUUCUUGGAGGUGUAUUUGCUGUACUGCCACUCUGCUGGACAGUGGUUUGCUAUAGAGGAGUGCAUCACCGGCGAGUUCAGGAAGUUCAACAACAACAAUGGAGAUGAGAUUGUCCCCACCAAUCUCCUGGAGGAAACCAUGCUGGCCUUCAGUCACUGGACCUACGAGUACACCCGAGGAGAGCUGCUGGUGCUCGACCUGCAGGGUGUUGGGGAGAUUCUGACAGAUCCCUCAGUUAUAAAGAGCGGUGAGAAGGGAUCUUACGAUAUGAUAUUCGGACCUGCAAACCUGGGAGAUGAUGCUAUUAGGAACUUCCGUGCUAAACACCACUGCAACUCAUGCUGUCGGAAACUCAAACUUCCUGAUCUGAAAAGGAACGACUACACACCGGAUAAGAUGACAUUCCCACAAGAAGAACCUCCCAGUUCCGGGGGUGGUGUUAAAGAGUCCCGCCAAUCAAUGAGGCUGAUGCUGUGAUGCAUGCAAGGCGACGCUAACCUGAUUCAUUUUAGUCAUAGCCAAGGAGCAGAAAGGUGCAAUGAACUGGAACAGCUGUGUUUGAGUGGAAACCAGCACAUGCAGACUGUAUCAUGUUUUUCUGUCCCGCCCACCAAAAUGCUGUGUGAACAUAAAUCAACCAUCUUAAUUUUUUUUUUUUUUUAAGUAUAUACAUGGGGAGGGUGGGGAGAACAUUUUAAAACAUUUUGUACAAUUUUAUGAAUAUAUAUGUAAACUGGAUAUAUCAACAGGUACAGUGUCAUUGCAGAGGAUUUAUUUAUUAAGAAGUCUGAGAAGUUGCCUUGUUUUACCAAAAGACAAAGAAAAAAAAAAAGAACAAAUCUAAGUGCAUUGUAUAUCUGUUACAGCAGCUUCAGAGGAGAUUGCUUGCUGAAACCAAGUCACUGCUACACUGCAGAUUGCCAUCAGAUCAUUUUUACGAACUUGUAUCAAACAUUUUGUGUCUUAGUUAAUGAAAAGAUAUACAUGAAUUUGAAGAUCUUGUAAAAUAUGGGCAGAUUGCAAUGCAACUUUUACAGAACAAUGUAUGUAAUUUUAUUGUAUUGAAACUGUGUCCACAAAAUAUUGAUAGUUUUUAUUGUUACAAAGGUACUAUUGCUAUAUCUUUGACAUCAUCUAUUGUAAGAGCAAAUUACAGUCUAGUGUAUCUUAUAGAUACUGUUACCUGGCAUGAGCUGAACAGAUAAAAAAAAAAAAAAAAAAAAAAUUUUAUUCAGGGGAACU
Archocentrus centrarchus (flier cichlid) is the source of this 6622-nucleotide messenger RNA. RefSeq names its product transient receptor potential cation channel, subfamily M, member 7 (gene trpm7). Gene Ontology annotation, cellular component: plasma membrane. Gene Ontology annotation, biological process: monoatomic cation homeostasis; protein tetramerization; monoatomic cation transmembrane transport. The transcript has 40 exons. The coding region runs from base 152 to 5857 and encodes 1901 amino acids. NCBI's taxonomy places the organism in Eukaryota, Metazoa, Chordata, Actinopteri, Cichliformes, Cichlidae. Gene Ontology annotation, molecular function: calcium channel activity; ATP binding; protein serine/threonine kinase activity. The record is from RefSeq and is a predicted model, not a curated record.